UCGUCGUCUGCUGCACCCGCCCCUUUAUAAGGCCGUCACGUGGACUGACGCUCUCCUUUCCCCCCGCACUCGAAGCAGUAGGCGCGUUUAGUCAACGCUCCCCUCCACACAAGAGACCCACAGAAUAACUCUCCCGUCGUCUUCUUCAACACAAUACUUCCAACAUGGUGAAGGCAGCCAAGGCAACUGCUGUGAAGAAUGGCAAACCUCAGAAGAAGGCGCCACCUCCGCCCAAACAGGUGGAUGAGUCGAGCGAGGAGGAGGAUGACUCCGAGCCAGAGGUCCCUGUGAAGAAGGCAACACCUCUGCCGAAAAAGGCUGCAGCCAAGGUGACGGUGAAGCAGGCGUCUGAGGACGACAGCGAGGAGGAGGUGGUGGUUCCUGCCAAGAAGGGCAAGCCUGCCGCCAACAGCAAGGCCGUGGCAAACAACAAGCCGGCUGCCAAGAAGGCAGCACCCAAGAAGGCCGAGAGCUCUGAAGAGGAGUCUGAUGAGGAGGAUGAUGAUGAUGAGGAGGAGGAAUCUGAGGAGGAGGCACCACCGCCACCAAAGAAGACGCCUGCUAAAACAGCAGCCAAGGCCACUCCCGCAAAGGCCACUCCCGCAAAGGCCACUCCUGCCAAAGCAACACCUGCCAAGAAAGCACCAGCUGAUGACGAAGAUGAGGACUCUGAAGAUGAUGAAGAUGAGAAGCCAGUGGCCAAGAAAGCAGCUGCUGCCAAGGCCACUCCCGGCAAGACCACUCCCGGCAAGGCCACCCCAGCUAAGGCCACCCCAGCAAAGGGCAAGCCGGCAGAAUCCGAUGACGACGAGGAGGAUGAAGAUGAUGAGGAUUCGGAGGAGGAGUCCGAGGAGGAGAUGGAUGUGACCCCUGCGCCUAAAGCCAAGGGUGCUAAGGCAAAGGAAGAGUCUGAGGAAGAGGAUGAUGAUGAUGAGGAUGACGACGAUGAAGAGGAUGACGAAGAUGCUGAUGAACCUCCACCCAAGGCCAAGGCAGAGAAGCGAAAGAAGGAGGAGGACAAGACCGCCUCUGCAUCCAAAAAACAGAAAGUUGAUACUGGCGAUAAGAAAGAACGUGACGCCAAGACUCUAUUUGUGAAGAACAUCGCAUGGACUUCGACGGUGGAAAGUCUGACGGAGGCUUUUGAGGGAGCUGUUGAAGUGCGGAUUCCACUGGGCCCCAACGGGAAGAGCCGCGGGAUCGCGUACGUGGAGUUCCCCUCGGAGGAGGAUGCCGAGGCGGCCAUGAAGGAGUACCAGGGUGCCGACGUGGACGGGCGCGCGGUCCUCCUCGACUAUGUCGGGGAUAAGAGCAACAAGGGCGCGGGGCAGCAGCAGGCCAGCUUCGGAGCAAAGCCACAGGGCCCCGAGAGCAACACGCUCAUGGUGCGGAACCUGUCCUUCCAAGCGGACGAGGACUCUCUGCGAUCGGUGUUUGAGAACGCCGAGGCGGUGCGUGUGCUAAUGGACCGCGAAACUGGCAAGCCCCGUGGGAUGGCAUUUGUGGACUUUGCGAGCAUUGACGAUGCCAAGGCGGCGAUGAAGGCGCACAGCGGUGCCGAGGUGGAGGGCCGUGCCAUCCGCCUGGAGUUCAGCACACCGCGUGGCGCCCCCGCCCCCAGUGAAGCGACCAACACGCUGUUCGUGCGAGGCUUGGGCGAGGACACCUCUGAGGACACGCUCAUGGACUCGUUUGAGGGAGCCACGGCUGCACGUAUCGUCACCGACAGGGACUCGGGCCAGUCCAAGGGGUACGCCUAUGUGGACUUCAGCUCUUCGGACGAGGCCAAGUCUGCGCUGAACGCCAUGAAGGGUGUGGAAAUUGACGGCAGCCAGAUCUACGUGGACUUCGCCCGUCCCAAGGGCUCGACGCCCAGCCGUGGUGGUGGAGGCCGUGGUGGUGGCUUUGGCGGCAGGGGUGGUGGAGGCUUUGGCGGUCGCGGUGGAGGCUUUGGCGGUCGUGGGGGUGGUGGAUUUGGUGGGGGCCGCGGUGGUGGCUUCAGGGGGGGCCGUGGAGGCGGUGGUUUCAGAGGAGGUCGUGGUGGUAGCAGUGGAAGGAAGGAUGGCAUCCAGGAGUUCAAGGGCAAGAAGAUGACUUUUGACAACUGAAAUUAAUGUAUGUUUUUCUCCAUAUUUCGCUAAAAGUUAUAAAAUGGACAUUUUGCGUGCUCACACUCGCGCUCAGGACUGAGAGGGGUGGAUGGGGACUCGGGUCUGGCAGUGCCACGAUGCUGAGGCCUGGCAUGGAGUCAUACGCACCAUUCUACCAACGCAAAACCAUCCACCCCACAAUCCCACUCAAUGCGCCCCCCACACCACCAAGAGUACACCGCAGCCCUUGUCACCAUCUGGCUGCUUGAAAAGUCCCAAAGGGGGGUGGGAACCUCUUUCCAUAUUUAAGCUUAGGGCCUCAAUUGAUUUGUGCAGUGCCUUUUAGAAUAUUGGGAAAAAAUGGUUAUCCUGACUGGUUUUUAGCUAUACUGCAUGGGCCCAUUUAUGGCUCAUAAUUCUACUGUAAAAUAAACAUUUCAAGAUUUUUCAUUGUCUGAAAUUGCAUAUCAUAAUGGACGUUUCACGCUUUAUGUAAAAAAAAUACCCCAAAUAACCGUUCAUUGUGAUACAUCGGGUUGAUAAUUUUUAGUCCUGAUACAUUGGCAUCUUAACCCAACAGCAUCUGGCCAUAACACGUUCCAAAGGGUGGAUGUUUUUGUCACUGAUGAAUGGCGUUAUAAACUUUUUUUGCCCCGCUCUCUUUAUGGACCCCUUUAAAAAAAUUAUUAGACGUUGCUGACGUGGAAAUUGAUUCGUUGGGCACCAUGAGGCGGUCCUGCCUGGCUCGGUGGAGACACGUGCUUGUGCACAGGAGACGGAGUCUCGCAGCCGUGAUUAGAACAUUUUUAUCCUGAAGCCUGCUCCUGUAGUCCCUUUGCAUAUAAAGUACUUGUGUGUGCGUGCUUUUUGUUAAGUGGUUAUUUUUUUUACUUGUAAAUAUGAGUUUCUGUAGUUGCUCAUUGUUAUUAAUUUGUUGACAACGUAACGAAAAUGCCGCCUGUAUUUUGGUAAUAUCCAAAAUGUGCAGUUGCAGGUUUCUGAAAUAAACUCAAUAAUAACUCCGCUCCCCUCCCCCUUAUCCUUUAUUAUAUGUCGAGUAGAUGUGGGCUGUGAAUUGUGCUGGUUUCUAAGGUUUAAUUAAGUUGCUUGGACAGUCCUAACUGCCAUAAGCGUUUGGUUGUUGGCCAUAACCAUAAUAGGUUGCUUGUCAAUGUUAAAUACUGGUUCCUACAAAAUUACAAUGGAUAUAAAUUUCUGAAGGAAAAUAUUAGCAGGCGUGUAAUACUGAUGGUUAAUUGUCCAGAGUUUGUACCAUCCGAGAUCAAGCAUCCUAUUAAAUGAUGCGUUAAACUAGAAUUGUUAUUCUGAAAUAAUUUCAGACGUUGCUUCGUUUGGCUUCUGUAACGAUGAGUCAUGAAUUAAGAACACAAUAUAAUGUUCUGUUCGGAUGCCAUUUGGAAUAGUUUGAGCGAUCUGCUCACACGAAAACGAUCAUGCAAUAAUAGAAAGCUUUGCGAUAUCCAUAGAUUGUUAAGAACUAAACUGCAUGCACGUUUAAAUUCGGGACAUCAAGUAAGCCACUAGAGGUCAUCGCGAGGUUUGGUAGCUGUGCCACAUGCAAGCGUGUGGUCUUGCCCUAAAAAUGCCGCUGGUAACAGAUCAAGGUUAUGCGUCUGUUGAUGCUUGUUUAAUAAUUACCCUGCACAUCUAGAUACCAGUUUAUUGUGAUUUAAAUGUGUAUGUCACUUGGGAGCUAAAGCUGCAUUUCAAGUUCACAAUUUAAUUUUUUCCUCGCCCUUGGUCGCAGUCGGCUACAAGGGGCAAACGAAGAGAACCCGGUUUUGUUAGAAAAUACAGAAAAUACCCAAAAGAGUGAAUUGUAUUUUGUUUGAAUGCGUUGAUAUACUUGAGAAAGUAGUGGCUGAAGCAGUCUAAUCAAGUGCUAUGUUUGCAGAUUACUGCUACUUUUUUCCUUAAAGUUAGCUAUUUUGUUUUGCAUGUGUACCAUUUUUUUAAAAGGUGAAACAUGUAAAGUAGAACACAAUUGCUUGUGAUUCGUCAUUAUUUUACAUAUUAAAGUAUAGUCCCCUA
Messenger RNA from Lethenteron reissneri (Far Eastern brook lamprey), 4142 nucleotides. Its product is annotated as nucleolin-like. Gene Ontology annotation, molecular function: RNA binding. NCBI's taxonomy places the organism in Eukaryota, Metazoa, Chordata, Hyperoartia, Petromyzontiformes, Petromyzontidae. The record is from RefSeq and is a predicted model, not a curated record.